AUGAUAAUCUUGAAUCAGUAUCAUCUCCAAAAAUAGAUUGUAGAUGGCAGAGGCCUCAGUGAAAUCCUUUCUGCAAAGAUUAAGUUCCCUAAAAUUGCAAGAGAAUGAAGCUUCUCCAGGUCUGCAAGAUCAAAUCCAAAAGCUCAAGAACAGAGUUGAGGAGAUUGGAAACUUUCCUGGAGAAGUAGAUACUAGUAGCAAACAAUAUGAAGGAUUGGUUUGCAAUUGGGAGAGCAAUUUGAUAGAAACAGUGCAUGAUGCCAACAAUUGUAUCGAUCAAUAUGUCACUAAGACUACAAGUCGAGAUGGGUCUGACCAGGCACUGUCAAUUCUGCAGUUUCGCAGUGAAUUAGAGAAGAUCGAUGCACGCCUUGCCGGAAUUUCACGCCCAAUGUCUCAAUCCAAUAUGCCGUCGUGGCCGACAUCGGAAGCAAAAGAGGAAAUUGGGGAAAGUUCUUCUACCAAUCGUGUUGAUGUAAUAGGUGAGGAAUGUCUAGACCCCUUUGCAUCAAAUUAUAGAAACUUGCCUUCUUAUCUCAGAUCCUCCUUACUCUACUGUUCUCUCUUCCCUAAGGGAAUACGUAGAGGAAGAUUGGUUCGGCUAUUGGUGGCUGAAGGUAUUUUCCAAGAAAGAGCAGGGGAAGUCAUGGAGGAUAUCGUUGAAGAAAAUAUCAACCAAUUAGUUGAACAAGGAAUGCUUCGAAUUAAAAUUAGCUAUGAACAUGAACUUAAAGUUGUCCACCAUUAUCGUAAAAUCUGUCAACUUAAGCUGCAACAAGGAGAACCUAUCAAUUGGUUUCUGAGUUCCGAUUCUAAUUUGCCUGAGAGUUCCAGCAUUGUUUUGGUCCAAUAUCACGGUGAGACUAUCAGGACAAGCUUGGAUGAUGAUCCAAUUCGAUCAUUAUUUGUCUAUUGCACACGGUAUUCACAAGGAUUAGUUCCCUAUGAGUAUUGGGUUGAAGGCAUUCCUGAUGAUCACUGGGCCUCCAUAAGAAGUGCCUUCCAUACCUUUAAUUUUUUGAGGGUUUUGGAGUUUCAUAAUCUUAAAGUUAAGAGCUUGCCAGAAGAAAUAGGACAUCUGAUAAACUUAAGGUAUCUAGGCUUAACAAGUUCAGCACUGGAUGAGAUUCCAGAGAGCAUAGGCAAUCUUCUAAAUCUACAGACUUUGGAUAUUAGAUGGCCUGGAUGGCCGAGGGUAUUGCCAAGUGGAGUUCUGAAUCUUGCACAGUUGAGGCACCUUAUGUUGCCAAGGAAUGGAAUAAAAGUUCCCUCAGGUAUAGGCAUAUUAACAAACCUCCAGAGUUUAACUAAUUUAUUUAUAAGACCCGGCAUCAUCAAAGAGUUAAGAAGUUUGACUCAACUCAAGAAAUUGAAAUUGAGGGAUGUAUCAGAAGAACAUGGGAGUGAGCUCUCUGCUUGUAUUAUGAAGAUGACAGGACUCCUCUGCUUGUCUAUGGAUUCAGGAUAUGGUGAAAAUGAAAUGUUGCCCACAUUGGAUCCGUUUUCGCCACCCCCGUUUAUGAGACACCUCAGCUUAUGUGGGCAUCUAGUUGAUAUUCCUGAUUGGGUUUGUUCCAUGGAGGGCCUCACUAAGUUAACCUUAGCCUAUUCUUUUCUACCUGAGGAAGCAAUUUAUGUACUUCAGUUUCUUCCUAACUUGAAGCAUCUAAAUUUGGGUGGAGCCUGCAACAGCAAACAAAUAAACAAGGAAUUUUGCAAGGUGGGUGGAUUUCCAAAGCUAGAGACACUCAGAAUCUGUUCACGUGAUCUAGUAGAGUGGACUGAGAUAGAAAAGGGGGCAUUCCCAAGCUUAGCAUUCCUCUUCUUCCAAAAUUGUCUACGGUUGAUGAAUCUUCCAGAAGGACUGCAAUAUGUCACCACACUAAAAGAAUUGAUGAUCGUUGCCUUGCACCCAGAUCUUGAACGGAGGUUGAAACCUGAUGGAGGCAAAGAGAAUUACAAGAUCAAGCACAUUCCACUAAUAAGAAGCAGUAGAGCCAAGUUACAAAAAUUACUACUUUGAAAGGCUCUUUGGUGGUCCAAGAUCAGUUUUGUUGCUUUCAUGGAGGAGGCAUCAGAUUAAAAUCUACAAAAGUUCACGAUACUCUCUCCAUUUCUCGGUGAUUUUACCUACUUUUUUAUAGGUUUUGGGAAUGGUCUAAUUUUCAAAUGGUGGCUCUCAAGCUUAGAACUUACAGAUACAGUAUAUUUCUGUUCGAUAAACACUUUAUUAGAAUUGAAAGUCUAUAUAUAAUAUAUCUCAUAUUUUUAGG
Molecule: messenger RNA, 2273 nt
Organism: Macadamia integrifolia
Lineage: Eukaryota; Viridiplantae; Streptophyta; Magnoliopsida; Proteales; Proteaceae
Product: putative disease resistance protein At1g58400
Exons: 2
Coding region: 44-2023 (659 amino acids)
Biological process (GO): protein folding; defense response to other organism
Molecular function (GO): alpha-tubulin binding
Source: RefSeq, a predicted model, not a curated record